UUGGGCCUCAGAACUUUCCACAAACGUUUCCGUCUCUAUGGUGAUGCACAGGCUGCUGAAGCAGAAGCUGGGUGAGAAGGAGGCGGUAGCAGGCAAGGGGCAGCCAUGGGAAGAAGGUCUGGCUGCAGAAAACCAUGCAGGGUCCUGAUUCUUUCAGACCAACUGAGACACCUCGCCAGGAGUCUGCAGAACCAUGUGGACAGGCCUGCCCUAACCUCCUACUUCCCACCACCAGGUGGCUGCUUGGGAGGCACAGGUGCUUCUGUUGGCUGCUUGCACCUGGGACCGGGGGACUCCCCUGGGAGCCCACUUCCUUUGAUGUUUAAACCUCACCCUUCUGCGGCCCUCAGAGGCCAUGACUCAGGUGAAAGGAGUCCAUUUUGCCCAGCCCCCUGGUCUCAUGCAGCCGUUCAGCAUCCCCGUUCAAAUUACACUCCAGGGCGGCCGGAGACGCCAGGGGAGGACAGCCUUUUCUACCUCAGGUGGGAAGAGAAACAUAGAUCACAGUGAUGGAGACCCACCAGAUAUGCAUCAGAAGCUGCCAUCCAGUGCUGGAGAGGACCGAGCCAUGCUGUUAGGGUUUGCAAUGAUGGGCUUCUCUGUCCUAAUGUUCUUCUUGCUUGGAAUCACCAUGCUAAAGCCCUUUAUGCUCAGCACUCAGAGAGAAGAAUCAAACUGCACCAUCAUCCACACACACAUCAUGGACGACUGGAUGGACUGUGCUUUCACCUGUGGGGUGGACUGCCAAGGUCAGGGCAAGUACCCAUGCCUGCAGGUGUUUGUGAACCUCACCCAUUCAGGUCAGAAAGCUCUCCUACAUUAUAAUGAAGAGGCUGUCCAGAUAAAUUCCAAGCGUGAUGUUACAGACUGCAAAGUUAAAGAAAAGCAGACAUUGACAGUUUCUGAUGAGCACAAACAUUAAGUGCAGUCACAGGCCAAACUUCUUGCCAGGAGCAGCAAGACUGGGAAGAGGUCUUAAAUUUAGUGACACUGUAUAUUAUUCUAUAUUCUCAGUACAGGAACACAUGCAUCUUGCUGUGUCAAAUACUUUUGGGGCCAUCAUCAAAAGAACAUUUAAAAACAUUUUCCUCCUAACUAAUGCAAUAUACUACAGGACUCCAAUUCAUUGAAUGACAAAAUAUAGAGAAAUAGAUUUGCUACAAUAAAUGGGGCUAAAACAUGUGAUGGGAGCUCCUUUUCGAACCUUCCAGAGACAACAACAUUUGAUGUGUCAGUCCUCUAAUUUUGGUAGUACCACAUUCCCCAAGAUGUUAAAGUGUUAAGUUCCAAAAGGAUACAUUCUUUUAGAUUUUAUUCAACUCAAAGUCUGAGGACUGGAUCACACUGAAGCUAUUACUUGCACUUGAAAUUUUGUUUCCAUAGCAAACAACAUUUCUAGAAAUCAGAUAAAGGCCAAGGUCUCCAAUCACUCUUACGAACAUAAAUCUGAUAAGGGGUUUUUACUUAUGAAAUCAAUAGAUAAUUACCACAUUUGGACAUUUAUACUAGAAUUAAGGAGUUGAGUCUUAUUAAAAAUAUUCUGAGAAAAAAGUAAAACAAUGAAAAUUUUCUGCCUCCUCACUAACCUAGAAGGAUUAAUAAAAGUAAGAAUCACCUGAAAAUAUAUACACAGCUCUUAGCAUAACCACAAAAUUAUUAUCGUGAGAGACUAAAUUGUUUCAGAUAGGUUCAUAAACUCAACUGGCUUACAAAAUGCAUUAAAAACCCUUCCCAUACUUACCAACACGAGGACUGGAGACUACUGUUGGUAGUGAAAAUCAGCUACCCAACUACAUAAAUAUGUACAGUGGACUGAUUUUACUUUUUUCUUCCCAGCUAAACUGUUAAAUGCAGUUGUGUAAAAUUAAGUUAUAAAGAUUUUCUUAUGGCUCAUAACUGUCACUUUAUGCUAACUAGCAGGCUAAAAUAUGAACAUAUCUAAAACAAGCAAAAGGAAUGGUGCUGCAUUGAUAAAAAGUGCAAAACCUUACUCAAGUGGAGUACUUAAACAAAAUAAGCUUGUAUAAAAACAUCCCAACUUGGGAAACUCCUAAUCAAUUCUAAACUCUUCUGAAUUUUAGAACCUUGAUGUUUAUACCUUUUAUAAAUGAUGCCUCUUGACUAGGGCUAGCAAGCACUUUGUAUACAAAUAGAAAUGUCUGCAAAUAUACACACAUCAAUUUCACUCAUAAUAAAGAAAACAAAAUGAAUUUCAAAUGCUGAAUUCAAGAACCUAGUACCAUCAACCUCCUGGCACUAUUGCCUUUUCCAAAUGGCUGAAGCAAUGAUUAAAUUUUAACCCAACUUUUUUUCUUAAUGUCUCCAAUGCCAUUAAAAAUAAGGCAUGCCAAUUCUGACUUUAUAAAUCUAAAAUACAGUGCUCUGCAAAUUUCUGUAAAUCAGAGCUGGAAGUGUUGAACUGUGACUCAUCUAUUUAUUUUUUUUCUUAUUAACCUUCUGAGGUAGAGUUACCAAUCCAAUUUUAUCAGAACCAUUGUUAUCUUGAGCUGAACCCUAUACUCUUUUCAGAAAGUGAAAAUAACUUUUAGGAAAAAAAGAAAAAAGGCUUCUCAGGCCAUGGCACAUAAGAUACAUUUACAGUUUUUAAUGUAAUAAUUAAAAAAUAAAAAUGGUUUGUCUUUAUAGUUUAAAAAACAGCCCAGCUGUAUUAUUCCCUAUCAUCAAGAAUUAUUAUCUGAGGAUGCUAUCAAUGCUGAGUCAUAUAGUUCAGACUCACAAUCCCAUCCUUGAUGAAGAGUUAAUUCCCUCAUGUUAUGCACAAUACACUCACAACUUUCAGCCUUCUCUUAGUGUCUGAUCUGAGCAGGAUGGAUAUGAAGCAUGUAAUUCAUCCAAACAACUCCUCCCUAUUCUGCCUCCUCCCCUCCACAUUCCCCUCUCCUGAGAAACAUCUGAAGUAUGAAAGUUGUUUUUAAAUAGUAGAAGCACCACAAUCCAUUAAUGCCACAUAGGGUUUUUAGUCUGAACUAUUUUAGUGAUGUCUUGGACAUCAAAAUCAAUUAUUAAGGUGGAUUCUGAGUGUGUGGGUCCAGCCCAGGUCUGCAGUUUGUACAGACAUAAAAACAAAAGGAACUUACAACAGUCAGAGGUUAAUUUGCUGGCUUUAAAAUAAUGCUGAAAAUUAAAUUUCUUCAAAGAGUUGGCAAGCAGGGACUAUUGGUCAGGAUAUGUAUUAAACUGAUUUACAAAUCAUUAAGAGACAAAUCCAAGUUUAUGUACUGUGAAAUUUCCAUGAUACCUUUAAAAUAAAUAGCCUGCUCCUAGUUUUUUUUAUAAAUGCCAAAUCACUCAAUUUUUGAUGGAAAAAAUACAGAUGGACUGUGUUUUACCUAUGUGAAAAAUCACCAAUCUAUU
Messenger RNA from Phacochoerus africanus (Common warthog), 3375 nucleotides. RefSeq names its product potassium calcium-activated channel subfamily M regulatory beta subunit 3 (gene KCNMB3). Gene Ontology annotation, biological process: detection of calcium ion; potassium ion transport. Lineage: Eukaryota; Metazoa; Chordata; Mammalia; Artiodactyla; Suidae. The transcript has 4 exons. Gene Ontology annotation, molecular function: calcium-activated potassium channel activity; potassium channel regulator activity. Gene Ontology annotation, cellular component: voltage-gated potassium channel complex; membrane. The coding region runs from base 356 to 922 and encodes 188 amino acids. The record is from RefSeq and is a predicted model, not a curated record.